Yarrowia lipolytica CLIB122 is the source of this 1077-nucleotide messenger RNA. RefSeq lists its product as uncharacterized. The record is from RefSeq and is a predicted model, not a curated record. Lineage: Eukaryota; Fungi; Ascomycota; Dipodascomycetes; Dipodascales. Gene Ontology annotation, cellular component: plasma membrane; fungal-type vacuole.
AUGAAAAUCUCAACGCUCAUAGUCGUGGCAGCUCUCAUUGGCCUGUGUUUGGCUGCUCCCCCCAGUGCAGAGGAGAUGGGAAUGACCCCAGACGAAUGGUCCAACUGGGUGUACUCCCAGUAUGGUGUCUACGGAAUGCGACCCAGUCGAGCCGCCAAUCUCGUGGGAAUGAUUCUCUUCAUUAUCCUGUGGGCUAUCCAAGGAGCGCUGGCCUUGUACUACCGACAAUGGUGGUUUGGAGGAGCCUUCUUCUGUGGCAUCUGUCUGGAGUUUCUCGGAUACCUGGGCCGAUUCCUGUCCACCUGGGAUCUCCAGAACUUGAACGAGUUCAUUCUACAGAUUGUCUGUCUGACUCUGGCACCUGCCUUCAUAAUGGCGGGUGUCUACUGUCUGCUGGCAAAGUUUGUCGUCAUCUACGGAGAGAGCUACAGUCGGGUAGCUCCUCUGGUGUACACAUUGAUCUUCGUGGCCUGUGAUUUGAUUUCCAUUGUCAUCCAGGCUGUAGGAGGAGGUAUUUCAGCCACUGCUCUCUACGACAACAAGUCUACCGACGACGGAACUCACAUCAUGGUCGCCGGUAUGGCUUUUCAGGUCUUCACCAUGUCAAUUUUCUUUAUCAUGACCACUGACUUCUUGUGGCGAGUGCACAAGGGUAUCCGUAACCCCAACGUCGCGGACUCUCGAGCCAAUGACCCCGAAAUCAUUGCUAUUCGAGAGUCGCCCAAGAUGAAGUACUUUGUCAUUGCUACAUACAUUGCCUUUGGCUUUGUCUUCACUCGGUCCGUCUACCGAGUCGUCGAGCUGGCUGAGGGCUGGUACGGCAAUCUUCUUCAGCACGAGGCCUACCUGCUUGUGCUGGACGGUCUGAUGAUGCUCAUUGCCAUCACCAUUCUGACCGUCUUCUACCCCGGCUUCGUCUGGGGCCGAACCCACAUCAACGCCGGAGCUGUCAAGCAUAGCAAGAGCGAAAAAAACGAGUUCCAGGACGUUCAGCAGGAACAUUACCCCGAACAGCAAGAAUACCCGGAACAGCGAGACGAUGGGUCUUACGGAAAGGAGACCGAAAGCAGUGUUUAG